This is a messenger RNA of Cottoperca gobio, 2762 nucleotides long. RefSeq names its product voltage-dependent calcium channel gamma-6 subunit-like. The record is from RefSeq and is a predicted model, not a curated record. Gene Ontology annotation, cellular component: L-type voltage-gated calcium channel complex; membrane. NCBI's taxonomy places the organism in Eukaryota, Metazoa, Chordata, Actinopteri, Perciformes, Bovichtidae. Gene Ontology annotation, biological process: regulation of calcium ion transmembrane transport via high voltage-gated calcium channel; calcium ion transmembrane transport. Gene Ontology annotation, molecular function: voltage-gated calcium channel activity; calcium channel regulator activity. The transcript is spliced from 7 exons. Bases 591 to 1448 code for a protein of 285 amino acids.
CCUCGCCCCACGCUCCGUCACUCCGAGCAGAAGCACACACACAAAAACCAGGAAGCUUCACUUCAUCCACUCCGGACUUCUACCUCUACAGACUCUCAGUGGCUUUUCUACACACAUUUUAUGUCAUUUGAUUUAUUCAUGAUGAUACAUUUAUCAGUUUUGCAUCUAUUGUCCACACCGCCAUUUUUUCUGGGGCUUUUUUUCAAGAGAAGACUAAUUCCUGCCUUUUUCUGCUAACGUUUUCAGAGACAUUGUAUAUUCAGUUAUUGUUACCAAGGAGACUUUUUGGGGUCAAUUUUAUUUUCUACUUUUGUAUCACGCUUUGUUUUUGCUGUAGGUUUUUACCACAUAGUCAUUUUCUUUGUUCAUCAUUCUACCUCUUCCUGUGCUUUUCCUUUCUUUCUUUCAGACACACAAGUGUUUUUCUUUAAGGGCCAGUUUAACAGUUUUCCUCAGUUUUUGUUCCCGUCUUUAAUUUUUUCUAUUUCUAAAAUUUUAACAAUCCCUGUUGAGGGCGAACCUCAAGGCAAGCUUGGCUGCCAAACUGAAUUACACUUGGCUGUCUUAGUUCUUCUCUAUUUUUUCACAACAUGUGGUCUACGUUUUUUGUGACCGAUGAGGAGGGCCGCACAGUGGGUCCGGCGGCACCAGGAGCUGUAGUUGCACCGGGAGGAGCACCCCAGGGUGCGGGAGGUCUGGGCGGCCUGAUGACUGGACGCAGCACAUUUGGGGGGAACAAGCGCCGCAGGACGACAUCAGCAGGACACGCCAUGAGUGAAGCCCAGGAAGGGAAGAUCAAGCUGGCAUUCUUUGUGGCCAUUGUGGGUGUCGUCCUGACAGUCCUUGGGGUGGGGACAGAGUUCUGGGUGGAGCUGGCACCGCCGAAGAAUUUCUAUAACAACCAGACAUGCCUGACAGCUCACUAUGGCCUGUGGAAGGGCUGCACAAAGACCUUGUGGGUGUCUGAUAUCGACCCAGAGAGAGAGAGCUGCGGACCUGCUGAACUACCCGGAGAAUCAAACUGCACCUACUUCAAGUUUUUCACCACGGGGGAAAAUGCUGUGAUGUUUCAGAAGACUACGCGGAAGAAUCUGAAUGUUGCGGCAGCCAUGUUGGCCCUGUUCAGCCUGUUCCUGAUGGUGAUGGGGGCCAUAUGCAUCACCAUGGCUCUCAGUAAAGAAAUCAUUUUCUUCCUCAAGCCAGCUUCCUUCUGCUUUAUUAUAUCAGGUGUCCUGGUGCUUCUCUCUAUGAUGGUUUUCCACCAAUCCGUCCUGGCCUUCCUGGCCAGCGACCACUCGGUCCCUCUCCACCACGAGCUCUCUUGGUCGGUGUCGUGCAUCGGCUGUGCGGGGGGUGUCCUGAUGGUGGGGGGGAUCCUCUUUCUGCUGCUGGCGCUGCCCUACAGCCCCUGGCAGAGGUGUCUCCCUCAGAAGGACAGCAGCAGCUAGUGGCCCGGAGGUGGUGUUGCACUUCCUCUUCCUUUUCUGUUUGUGAAGAGGGAGGGUGCAGAGGGGCGGGGGUGUUUCCCAAAGACGUCUUAGCAAAGAGAUUGCUUUUUAUGUGAACUUAAAAAGGAUAUCAAGAGCAUGUUCAUGGGAGAGUGAUGAGAGAUUCACUGACAUGCACCUGUCUGUCCUGUCAUUACAAUAUUCUUGUUUAGUAUGAAACACUAUUUUUAAUUAUUGUUUCCAGGGAGUCAUUCUGGAUCCUUGUAUCCAAUAAUUUCACAUAAUAAUGUUGACGUUUAUCCUGUUCCCCGACAUGGAGACAGCUCGGUGCUAAAAGCUGCAAUGCCAAGUUAACAUUAUCCAAUAUGGCGAUCUUAAGGCUCGGAUGUGGUUGGGAAACAGUCCUGUAUUGUCUUACUAUCUGCAGGGUUUGGAGGCAAUUCACUGUUAGUUUAUUCAAUAAAUGAAGUCCUUUUUUUAAAUACUAGGUAUUCCACUUCUUUGAUAUGAACUCAUGGUCAAACAAUAAUGAACAAAAACACUGUUUUAAAUUAAAUGUCAACCGGUUGAAUGUUAUGUUGGUACUCGGCUAACCUGAAUGCUACAGUAACAUGUUUAUGAAUCAUGUCAUAAUGAUACAUAUUUAAAUGUUGACUACUUAAUUUAAUAAACCUUAAUUAAAACUACAGUGAAUUACCUCAACAGUUUAUUGACCUCCAAUCUGAGAACCUCAUUGAAGCAAUAUUAUGUUUGUCCCGUCUGCAGAGCUGCAGAGAUACUGUCUUUGUUGGAUGUUUUGUUGUUCAUCCAUUAACAUUGAGAUAUUACUAGGAAAUACAUUACCCAAAUAGUCAUGUGACAGGGCUCUAAUUUUGUAAUGGUUGUUUCAUGUAUCAUCUAUAUUCAUUGAUUUCAAGCUAUAUAUUUAUUACCUGUGUCUGGAUGAAAACUUGUCUUCAUUAUCAUAUUUCACAUUCAUUGUAUAGUAGAUAAGACAUCCAAUGUAAGAAGAGUACAUAAUGUUUUAAAUUUAUUUUUAAGUUUGGUGCUACACUUUAUAAAUAGUUUGACAAGCAGAUACAACUAGAACACAUUGUAUAGAUUUAUGUAUGGGAUGAGGGUUCAGUGUUAAAUCAGCUAAAAGGGCGAGAAGCAGCAAGUUUUUACCUUCAGUGUUUUUCAUGGAUGAUUUAUGUCAGAACAAAGUGCCUGUGCCUGAAUGGAAGGUGAACCGUCUCUGCUACUUUUAUUUUGAUCUGAAUCGAUUGAAUAUGAAUGACUUCAUUUUAUUAUUAAACAUGACGUGAAUAUUUA